Messenger RNA from Effrenium voratum, 2133 nucleotides. Lineage: Eukaryota; Dinophyceae; Suessiales; Symbiodiniaceae. The record is from the annotation of a GenBank genome assembly.
AUGAUUAUUGUUGCUCGCUUGGAGGACCUUGAGUGGAAGGCCUUGCAGCUGAGGGAGGACAACUCCCAGAAAGCCAAGCUCGCAAGAACUGCUGUUCAGCGUGUUUUUGAAAUCAUUAACCGCCGGGGUCAAAGCGGAAAAGCAAUCUCUGCAGAGACUAUGGAGCAGCUUUACUCAGAGAAGCUCAACAUGGCAGAGAACAGUGAACCAGUGAGUGAAAACUGGGUGAAGACAGCAUACGAUCUGUGGGACAAAGCGCUUCACAAAGCCACUGUGCAGCAAGUGGUGCUGGCUGAGGAGGAGUUCCAGCCCAACUCCAUUUUCAACACUCUUCACAAGAUGCACGCUGUAAUUGUGAAAGCCAGCACGCCGGCAGAGACUGAGUGGUGUUUCACAAUGAUGCAUGACCAGCAUGUUGCGGACAAUCUUAAGCAUGAAGACGUGACAGUCCGCAUGUUGCUGGGCAAGCGCAGAGACGAUCAGGGGAAAGGUUACUUGGAUUUGUUGCUUUACAAGAAGAAAUGCUUGCAGUUCCUCCUGGAUGAAAUCAUGGGCCCUUCAUGCCUGACAACAGAAGAGAAGACAGGCGUUCGCGAUGUUUUGAGCAGCUGCAACAGCUACCGAGCGCAUGUGCAUGAAGAUGAUGCUGCUGAAGGUGCUGGAGAUCAAGCGGCCUGGUUUGCGUUUCAAGUUGCCAAGAAUCAAGCUGAGACGGCUACCACGGCUGGUGCCUGGGCUUGGCGCGCUGGGUGGUCCAUGGCUGCUGACAGCAUGUUCACUCUCACCGAGGACCUUGUCUACAAGACCAAGCAUGACGAGACUUUGAUGUCCUCUAUUCGCCGUUCACUUCCUGUCGCAGACGUGCUGGAGAAGGGCAGCUUGGAAAUGCCAGUCAAGGAGCUUAAGGCCGCCCUAGAGAAAUUGAAGCAAUCAACGGUGCCUGGAGAGGCUGCGACAGCAACGCUGGCUGAUGCAGCUGGCGUUUCUGCCAAUAAGCAGGCAGACAAGCACUCGGCUCGCAAGGUUGUUUCUGAUCAGUUCCUGGCCGAGCUGAAGCAACAGCUGACGCAGGAACAGUCCGAGCAUGUUGAUGCUGCUUUCACAAAGGCGCAGCGACUGAUUGAUGCUAACAUCACCUUGGCAGUGUGGACUUCCUCGGAGAAGGAGCAGAAGGCUCUGUGGGCGAAGAGCCCUGCUAUGAGGGCAACAGGGGCAGAUGGUGAGAAGUACAUCGGCUUUGUUUGGGACCCAUGCCAACUGGGAGAGACAGUCACAAGUCCUCACCUGCGACUGCCGCCCUUGAACGGUGAGACGGUGAAGUCCACAAUGCAGCUCCUGUUGGAAUAUCGCUCGCCGUGUCACCCAACUGUCCAGCUAUCAGCUCAUGAUUUCUUCUUCUGCUUCGACGGUGGCCACACCGGCAAUAUGAGCAAGCUGAUGCAGGCGUUUGUGGAUGCGGAUGGCAAGCCUGUUGAUAAAUACUCACAUCGAAUUGUUCUGUGCCAUGAUGAAGACAGCCUUAGGGAGCGGCGUGGAUGCGUGAGGUCCAACCAGGUCUUUGAUGUGUCAGAGGAGAUGAGAGUGGUCAGCGGACGUGACCUUGCUUCCAUGGGCUUACCAUGUUUGCGGCGCAUUCACUUUAGCGGAACCAACUUCGGCACAAAAAUUGGAGACAUUGUGAUGCCCAACUUUGGCUUGGCCUGGCAGCUGCCAUGCUCUGCCAAGCAUGAGAUCCAUGGCACCUGGCGCAAAGCCGUGGGAGGUGUUGCCCAAGGCGAUGACAAUGCCGGAAGGGGAGUUAAGCGAAAGACAGCUGACACUGUGGAGCCAGUGUUCUGGCAUGCUCGCCCUCUCAAAUUCUGGCAGGAGAUCACUCAUAACUUCAAGCUGUGCGCGCUGGUGGAUUUCGCUUGCUCGGAUGGCGUGCUGGCCUUUGCCUGCGCGAAAGCACGCAUCCCUUACUUGGGAUACGCACUAUCCACCCCUCAUUUGGAGCAGGUCCGCUUGCGCUUGAUUGAACAGGACAAGGAGAAUAAGACUGAAGAUGGCUCCAGUAGUGCCAGCGGGCCGCUGCUAGAGUUCCAUCGCAAGCUGCAAGAGAUCAAGAAGCAGCAGGCAGAAGGCGGGCAGUGA